Thrips palmi is the source of this 3267-nucleotide messenger RNA. RefSeq lists its product as uncharacterized. Bases 630 to 2639 code for a protein of 669 amino acids. Gene Ontology annotation, molecular function: nucleic acid binding; zinc ion binding. NCBI's taxonomy places the organism in Eukaryota, Metazoa, Arthropoda, Insecta, Thysanoptera, Thripidae. The record is from RefSeq and is a predicted model, not a curated record. The transcript has 2 exons.
GUCGUCGGUCGUCUGUCGUCUGCCGUCUGUCGUCUGUCGGUGUCGCUGGCUUUUCGUUUACUCCAAUCCUAUCAUUGUUUAUCAGGUUUAACAAUAACACAGAUUCCAGAUCAACCACGACACUACGUACAACAAGCUGUCAGAAGUUAGUGCUGUGUGACAGGAAGUACUGAAGGAGUUCCUUCACGUUCAAAUUUUUGAAAUGGGAGACCUCAAACCAAAUGAUAAGGUCUCAUCUUGCAACUUCUUACUUGCUACGGUAAGAGAGAAAUUUGCCAAGAAAAAAUGUUGCCUUAUUUGUUUGAAAGUAGUAGAACCACACAAUAGCAGGCAACACAAACAGACUGUCGCACACAAGUUCUUGGUUUGCUGUUCAGAAAGAGAAAUAUAUCCGUAUCCUUGUAUCGAAUGUGAAAUGAGAUUCUCAUCAGAGAGUGACUUGCUUCACCAUUCUUUGGAUUAUAUCGCGGAAAAUUGGAAAAUCAGACAUUCAGUCCAGUUUGUUGUUACAUGUAGACUGCCUUUUGUAAGUGAAGAAAUAUUGAACACACACUGUAGCACAUCUGUAGAACAUGAUUUCCGAAGGAAAAUGAUACUUGAAACAGCAGUCAGAGAAUACAUGACACGAGAUGUGUUGGACAUCAUUAAUUUACCCAAAGUUGCACUUGAAGAAUCUAUUUUUGACAUCAAGUGGUGCUGUAUGUGAUGUUCAAACAGAUCUCAGUACAGAUUUACUGUGCACUCCUGUGAAUCCACCUGGUCAUAUGAGUCAUUGUUCCAUCUGUUCUGUUUCAGUUCCAUUAAGUAAUAUGACUGAACUUAUGAAAGGAAGAAACCAUAUGAAAAAUUAUGAACCACUGCUUGCUACCGACAGCAAAAGCACCUGUUCCACUGCUUCUGAUGGUAUUUUGGGCUCUGGUCAAAAGAGUGGUGAACAACUGCGCAGUAAAGGUGCAUUUUCAGAAGCAGCUACUGAAGAUAAAGUGGAGUUGAAAUAUUCCACUCCUGCAUGCUCUGUCUACUUAUCAGACGUAUCUGAAGACAAAAUAGGACAGCUGUCAAUAAUCAGAAAUAGCAGUGAUUACAACGCUGUUGACGAAACUUGUUGUUCUGACUGGGAUAAUAGUUGCAAAGAAAUUGAAACAGCAUUAAGAAAGUCCUCUGCCUUAGAACUACCAGACCUCAAUAAUGUAGCCAACGAUGGACUUGAAGAAUCUAUUCCAAGAUCAAGGGGUGCUAUAUCUGCGGUACCAGAGGAUCCUCUAACAAAUUGGCUGCUUACACCGACUAAACAGAGUGUCGAAAUUGGUUCAAUGGAUUACUGCUUAGUCUGUUGUGUUCCUAUUCCAAUGAACAGCAUGAGUUUACACUCUAAAGGGAAAAAACAUCUUAAAAAUUAUGAAGCACUGCUUGCUGCUGAUUGGAAAAGGACCUAUCCGACUUCCUCUAGUGUAAUUUUGAGUUCUGGUCAGAAAAAUAGUAGUGAAGCUCCAUUACGUAGUCUAAAUAAAUCUUCAGAAACCUUUACAAAGACUGAAGUAUUAGCCCUGCAAGAUACAGUAAAUAUAGGAGAUUCCACCCUGUCCUGCUUGCAAGAAGAAUUUGAAAAAAUUAAAAUAUCUGUUGAGCAAGAUCUGAAUGAUUAUGAGCUGGAGUGUGGUACAUGUGGGGGAGUGUUUCAAACUUAUAACAAUGAUGUUGACUUAUCACUUGACUUGCAUGUCCAGAAUGAUCCGCAACAUGCCUUAGCAACAGCAAUGCCACUUGACCGAGAUGCCAAACAAAUGGCUGAGCUUGUCAAGAACCUUGUACCUAGAAUCCUUGCACCUAAAAAGCGACCCAGGAAAUCAGUUGGUUCCAAAAUUUUAGAAGGCAGCGGUAAUGGUUCGAAGUGUUGCUUAAUUUGCCUUCAAGAUAUAUCCAGUCUGUCCAGCCAGGCAAAAACAAAACACCUGGAAAAUUGCGUGAACCCCAACUCUUUAACAUUCUUUUGCAAAGUUUGUAGUGAAAGUAUGACUCAAGCUCAUAAGGGUAUGCAUCUAGAAAGUAAAGGGCAUAAAGCCAAAGCCUCAUUGAAUUUCUUCUGCUCUAUUUGCUCUGAGAAUAUGACUGCAGGUGAAAAGGAAAAUCAUCUUAUCAGUGAAAGGCACAGAGAAAUGGUCGCAUCGGAUUUCUUCUGUGAAAUUUGUGAUAAAACAGUACUUGAUAAAAAAAUGCAUAAUUUGAAAUCCCACAAAUUUAUGGCUUCAUCACGUUUCUUCUGCUAUUUGUGUUCUGAGAACAUGGAUGAAUGGGAAAAGGAAAAUCAUCUUAUGAGUGAAAGGCACAGACAAAAGGCAGCAUUGUAUUUCUUCUGUGAAAUUUGUAAGAGGUGGAUGGUGAAAGCCAAUGAAGAGACUCAUAUAAAGGGUAAACUCCACAAAUCAAUGUUAUCACGGUUAUCACAAGAUUUCUUCUGCACUUUCUGUUCUGUGAUAAUGGCUGAAAAAGACAAGGAAUAUCAUCUUAUCGGUGCAAAGCACAGACAGAAGGCGGGAAUGACUUUAUAUUGUGAAAUUUGUAAGAAGUGGAUGAUGGAAGCCAAUAAAACUACUCAUUUAGAGGGAAGAGAGCACAAAAGAAAGAUGGGCACUCCAUAGUCAUCUGAUAAGCCAACAGCACAAAGCAAAACCCUCAAGUCAUUUCCUGUAAACUUGUAAUGAGAAAAAAAAUCUCAUUCAACGAGCGUUAAUGAAAGCAGAUGAUACUCGUUUGCUUUUCUUCUACGGGGUAGUAUGGGCUCAUUCUAAAGAUAGUAUUUAAAAUUGUGUAUGAAAUUAAAUACUUAGACCAAUAAAGUCUGUAUGUUUAAUUACACAAUUAUGUAGCAAUCUUACAAGCAUAUGAUUUUAGUGUAAAAGUAUAUGUAAAAUAAGCAUGAAUUGUUCUUUAAUGAAUCUAUAUUAAAUUUUAAAGAUUAAUUUCUUUCCUGUGACCUUGUUAAUUUCUUGUUCCUAAAAAGCGAAGCACAUAAAUAUAAAAUGCUGAUGUGGCGGAUGCUUUGUUAUUUACCUGUAGGACGUGUGGACCUGUAAAGACGACCGGAUGCUGAACUUUCGAAUGACAAAAUCCCCGGAUUGAAGCUUCGAGUGGUGUUUUGUCGAUUGAUUUACUGUUUUUCUUUGCCACACAUGCAUGUUUUGCCCUAAAUCAUUUAUUUUGAAUCCGAUUCGCUCCCUCGCCAAGUCUCGUCGUCUAGGCCCGCUCGCCUUUGCCCGCGCGAAUGCU